CACGUGACCUCUUCGUCAUCAAGCGACGCGUUAAGUCAAAGCACCUUUCAAAUUACUCUGAUGCCCGUUUUUCUCUUGUUUAUAUUUAUUAAGGAAAAUAAUGUCGGAUAGAUUAACAACAUGGAUUGUAGCGGUGAUGUUGAUUAUAUUCAACACUUUACAGAUUUUGGAUGCCGUCAACUGUAUUCAAUGUAACAUAAAAGUGAAAGGAGCCAAUAAUAACUGUGAUAAUCCCCGAAAUGUCACAGAUUGCGAAGCCUGUCUUAAGACGUAUACCAAGAUAGUAAAUCAUGAAAGCUGGUUAAACGAAAGAAGUUCUGAGUAUUAUUCAAAGUUAUGUAUUAGGAAGACAGCAACAUCGAAAAUUCGUGAUGCGGGAUGUUACAAACAGACGAAUAACGGUGGUUAUACGGAGCAGUGUUAUUGUUACACGAAUGGGUGUAAUAGUGCCGACAACCAAGUAUUACAUAAAGGGGUACUUGCUAUUGUGUUAACUGGUGUACCAUUGUUGAAAUAUUUCCUUGGAUAAAUGUGGGAAACAUAAGGUUUUUAUUGGGUGAUGUCGAAAACAAUUGCGUGUAGUAUACUUGCCAAACACCCCUUAGUCUGCCCACAAUCAAAGUUGGCCGAACAUUUUGAAUUUAAUAUUUUGCAGCAGUGAAUUUUGGAAAUCACCGUUGAUAUAUAAUGUUCCUUCAUAGUGAAUAUGUACCUCGCGAUCUGGGUUUACUUUCCUGGCAGAUAACUCUUAAUAAUGAGCAGAGUCGAUGUUGAUUCCAUUUCAUUUCAUUUCAUUUUAUAUACCGUGUUACAUUAACAUCUGACAUUUUAUUUGGAGUAUGUAACCAAUCAUUGGUAUUCAGUGCUCCGGAUUGUGGUGAACUGUGAGAAAUCUUCUAUGAGAAUGUUUAUAUGUUGUCGCGGUUAUAACAAUUUGGAAUAUACAUGUUACUCUUCCAAGUUAAUUGGAUCACAGUUUAGUGUAGAAAUCUUUAAAGUUUAUUGCUGGUCAUUCUGGCUUCACCUCUAUUUCACAAUAAUUGAUUAACACCCCAUAACAUAAUAUUUAUGUUAUUACAAUGUUAUCAAUUUAUUAGAAUAAGAUAUUCAACUAAUUAAGACAAGUCAGGUAUUGUAUAGGCCCUAUCAUAUCUGACUAUUCCCCAAAAUUAGUCUGUACAAAAAAAUGAAAAUGCAAUGAUAAUAUAUGAAAUAUCUAUAAAUAAUUCAUAAGGUUUCCAAUCCUCAUUUAUACACGAACUCUUCAUGAUAAUGUUUCUUUCAUUUUCAAUAUCACCCGUACAUAACUUUUGAAAGAAAUAUAAAUUAUAAAGCAACACGGUGUUGUUUUAUCAAGUAAUUUCUAAGCUACAUUGUCCACGGUAUCCCCAGUGUUCUCAUUCCGUUCUACUCCACUAUAACCUGGGUUAAUCCAGCCGAUCACCUCUGGCUCGCGGCUGCGGUUUCGAUUCUUGGUGUGAGCGUAUGUGGCUAAGAGAUAGCGGUGCCAUCUCAACCUCGUGGGUUUAAUACGGGUACUCCAGUUUCCUCCCACAGGAAAGACCCCUGCGCGUGCGCUAAGAUAAUAAAAAUAAGACUUGUCUGCGAUAUCACCUUCGGUGGAAGCGGACGUUAAACACUAAGAACAACAACAUUCACAAUAACCUGUUUAGGUUAUCAGGUGGACGUAAAACUCCGCGAACGAACGAUUCUCAAUAGAACUCUUGAACCUACACAUUAAUAUAAUAUUAUAUAAUUUGUUGUUAAUAAGUACGUGUUUAGAAAAAUUUGGACUUUUCUCAUUUAGGCGAACUCCUAGCCUUGUCCACUGAGAGUUACUUCCCUUUGCCAACUUCUUUUUCAAUUUACGAUUUAUGGGAUUGGUCGAUAAAAAUAGCACAACCAUCAAGGGCGGAUAACUUGAAAACGUGCCCCCCCCCCGAUUAACCCAGGGGUUAGUGGAGUAGAACGGAAUGAAACCACUGGGGAUACCGAGGAUGCAUUGUCUACAGAUACACUUGUAUUUUAAAUUUAAAAGUAGAUUUCAAAGAUUUUAAUAUAAUUUUUCAUAUAUGCAUACAUUAUAUUAUCCAUCCAUUUUUCUACUAACAUAUAUUUUUAUAUAAUAAAUAAAAACAGAUUUAUUUUAAUAAAAAUUCAUCAAUUAUA
Molecule: messenger RNA, 2169 nt
Organism: Patella vulgata (common limpet)
Lineage: Eukaryota; Metazoa; Mollusca; Gastropoda; Patellidae
Exons: 3
Coding region: 101-529 (142 amino acids)
Source: RefSeq, a predicted model, not a curated record